This is a messenger RNA of Durio zibethinus, 1783 nucleotides long. RefSeq names its product elongation factor 1-gamma-like. Lineage: Eukaryota; Viridiplantae; Streptophyta; Magnoliopsida; Malvales; Malvaceae. Gene Ontology annotation, biological process: translational elongation. The record is from RefSeq and is a predicted model, not a curated record. Gene Ontology annotation, molecular function: glutathione transferase activity; translation elongation factor activity.
UCCAAUAUUUACCUCUACUUUUUCUCACACUCUCUUGUUCGCUGCAGCUUCAAGGUUCCCUCUUAUUUAACACGCGUUAUCUUGGAAAAUAGCUGCUGAUACAUUUUCAUUUUGUUUCGAGAUCUGAAAUCAGAGCAUCCUUGUUUUCAAUCAAGCCAUGGCUCUGGUUUUGCAUGCGGGAAAAACAAACAAAAAUGCCUUCAAGGCACUCAUUGCUGCUGAAUACAGUGGUGUGGAGGUCAAAUUGGUUGAGAACUUUGAGAUGGGUGUCUCAAAUAAGACUCCUCAGUUCCUCAAGAUGAACCCUAUGGGGAAGGUUCCCGUGUUGGAAACACCUGAGGGUCCUAUAUUUGAGAGCAAUGCUAUUGCGCGUUAUGUUGCUCGCUUAAAGGCUGACAACCCUCUAUGUAGUUCUACAUUGAUUGAUUUUGGUCAUAUUGAGCAGUGGAUUGAUUUUGCAUCAAUGGAAGUUGAUGCUAAUAUUUCAAAAUGGUUCUAUCCAAGAAUGGGAUAUGGUGUUUACCUUCCUCCUGCUGAGGAAGCCGCUAUUGCUGCAUUGAGGAGAGCACUGGGCGCUUUAAACUCUCACCUUGCUUCCAACACCUACCUGGUUGGACAUUCAGUCAGCCUUGCUGACAUCAUCAUGACAUGCAACCUCUAUUUGGGUUUCUCCCAGAUCAUGACUAAGACUUUUACCUCAGAGUUCCCUCAUGUUGAGAGGUACUUCUGGACCAUGGUUAAUCAACCAAAUUUAAAGAAGAUUCUUGGUGAAGUGAAGCAGGCUGAGUUUGUGCUACCUGUUGCAUCGAAGAAGCCUGCCGCCCAGCCAAAGGAAACUAAAUCAAAGGCCAAGGGUGAACCAAAGAAAGAAGCCAAAAAGGAGGUCGAGAAACAGCAAGCAAAGACAGAGGCUGGUGAGGAGGAAGAGGCACCAAAGCCCAAACCAAAGAAUCCUCUUGAUUUGCUGCCUCCCAGUAAGAUGGUACUGGAUGAUUGGAAGAGGUUGUACUCUAAUACAAAGACAAAUUUCCGUGAGGUUGCAAUUAAAGGAUUCUGGGACAUGUAUGAUCCUGAGGGAUACUCACUUUGGUUCUGUGACUACAAGUACAAUGAGGAGAAUACAGUCUCAUUUGUCACUAUGAACAAGGUAGGAGGAUUCCUUCAGAGAAUGGAUUUGGCGCGCAAGUAUGCAUUUGGGAAGAUGUUGGUGAUUGGGGCUGAGCCUCCAUUCAAGGUCAAGGGAUUAUGGCUUUUCCGUGGGCAAAAGAUUCCUCAAUUUGUCCUUGAUGAGUGCUAUGACAUGGAACUCUAUGAGUGGAAGAAGGUUGACAUUUCAGACGAAGCACAGAAGGAACGGGUCAAUCAGAUGAUUGAAGACUGUGAACCUUUCGAGGGAGAGCCUCUGUUGGAUGCCAAGUGCUUUAAGUGAUAAAUUAUCUCUAGCCUGUCAGUUUUUUGGUAGAGUUGUGUGUGUUCACUGUUUCAGAAUUCAGAUAGACUGUUCUGAUAGUAACCAACCAUAUAACUUAUGUUCUGCUAUCUCAUUUUUGAGUUAGAUUCAGAUAUCAUUACAACCAAGUUUUCUUGUCAGAUGUCUGAAUGCGGAUUCGGGAAGUGCUAUUUUUGUUUCACAACUUAUUACUUGUUUUUGGUAAGAAGUAUUUCUCGUUUUAUCGUUUUUAAGCAGCAUGACUUUUUUUUCCUGUUCUUGUUUGGAACGGUUUCUCGACAGUCAAAGGUUUCUAAUGUCUUUUCUUGUAUCAAUGAAGGGAAAGCAGGAAUG